Octodon degus (degu) is the source of this 2357-nucleotide messenger RNA. RefSeq names its product serine/threonine kinase like domain containing 1 (gene Stkld1). NCBI's taxonomy places the organism in Eukaryota, Metazoa, Chordata, Mammalia, Rodentia, Octodontidae. Bases 117 to 2165 code for a protein of 682 amino acids. The record is from RefSeq and is a predicted model, not a curated record. Gene Ontology annotation, molecular function: protein serine/threonine kinase activity; ATP binding. The transcript has 20 exons. Gene Ontology annotation, biological process: protein phosphorylation.
CGGCGCUCCUGCGUGCCGAAGGUCUCCUGCCCGCGACUUCUGGGCUUCUGGGCGCGGGUGGCGACGCCCAGGUGGAGGGUCGCCCCUAGCGCCCCUGCGGAGCGCGGGGACUCGCCAUGGCCAGCCUGCCGGCUGUGAGGCAGGGCGUUGCCCCGCAGGACACCAUGGAAAAGUACCAGACCUUGCAGGAGCUGAGUCCUGGUGCUCUUGGGGUGAACGUGGUGGUGGAGGAAAUGAAAACCAAAGUCAAGCACGUGAUCAAACAGGUGCAGUGCAUUGACCAUCAUCACGCCAGCCAGGCCCUGGAUGAGCUCAUGCCGCUGCUGCAGCUCCGGCACCCCCACAUCUCUGUCUACGAGGAGCUCUUCCAGAUGUGGGACAAUGAGGUCUCCUCCACGUUCCUCUGCCUGGUGAUGGAGUACAGCCCGGAGAGCUUCCAGGACGUCAUUGAGGCAAAGAGGAAGGAGAAGGCUGUCGUUGACGCUCAGUGGCUGCAGACCAUGCUGGUCCAGGUGCUGGAUGCGCUGGAGUACCUGCACCACCUGGACAUCCUGCACAGGAAUCUUAAGCCCUCAAACAUCAUCCUGGUGGGCCAGAACCAGUGCAAGCUGCAGGACCUCAGCUGCCACGCGCUGAUGACCCACCGAGCCAAGUGGAACGUCCGCGCGGAGGAAGACCCCUGUAAGAAGUCGUGGAUGGCCCCUGAAGCCCUCGAUUUCUCCUUCAGCCAGAAGUCGGACAUCUGGUCCCUGGGCUGCAUCCUCCUCGACCUGGCCAGCUGCUCCUUUCUGAACGGUGUGGAGGCCAUGUACCUGCGGAAGUCACUGCGCCAGCAGCCAGGUGGCCUGCGGGCCUUGCUGGAGACCGUGGCCGAGCGGGAGGUCCCCCUAGCGGACACCUUCUCGCUCCUCCUGCCUGCAAUGCUGCAGAUCAACCCCUCAGAUCGGAUCACAAUCAAGGAUGUGAUCCGCAUCACCUUUGGGAAAGCCUCGCUCAAGUCCCCGAGCAUCGCGCUGAGCCUGCACGGACUAGGGAUACCUGAGGAGAUCACCACCGUGCUGCUGGAAGGCAACAUGGCCAGCAUUCUAGAGGUCAUGCAGACCUUCUCCAGCCACCCUGAGGUGCAGCUCAGAGCCAUGAAGAAGCUCAUCUCCAUGCCUGAGGACCAGCUCGGGCUGCCCUGGCCCUCCGAGCUGGUGGCGGUGGUGGUGGCCGCCAUGGAGCAGCACCAGAGGCUCCUGGAGGUGCAGCUGUGCGCCUGCACCCUGCUGCUGCGCGUGCUGGGCCAAGCACUGGUGCGGGACACCGACACCAAGGUGUCCUGGGAUGCCAGCUUCAGCUCCGUGCUGCUGAGUGUCAUGCAGAGCCACCCUGACUCGACGCGGCUCAUCGUCAAGGUUUACAACCUGCUCACCAUGGUCUCCGACCACGAGCCAGCCUCCGAGCUGCUGCAGCAGGCCGGGCUGUGUGAACUCAUCCUGCAGCACCUGACCAGCUUCUGCCAGGACCGGGAGGUCUGCCUCGGUGGCCUGGGCCUGCUCUGGGCCCUCUUGGUGGAUGCUGUCAUCAUGAACAGAGACCCCUUGAAGAAGUUACCGGCUAUGGUUGUCCAGGUUUUAGACACCCACCCUGUGGACGUGGAUGUGGCAGAGGCUGGCUGCGCAGUUCUCUGGCUGCUGUCCUUGCUGGGCUGCAUUCGGGAGGAGGAGCUGGAAAAGGUGGUGGUGCUGCUGCUGCGAAGCAUCCGGCUGGGCCAGGGCAGGGUCCAGCUGGUGAACAACGCCUACCGGGGCCUGGCCAGCCUCGCAAAGGCAUCUGAGCUGGCAGCCUUCCGGGUGGUGGUGCUGCAGGAGGGCAGCAGUGGCCUCAGCCUGCUGCAGGAGACCUACCAGCUCUACAGGGACGACCCCGAGGUGGCGGAGAACCUGUGCAUGCUGCUGACCCACCUCGCCUCCUACAAGGACAUCUUGCCGGAGCUGGAGUACAGUGGCAUCGGGGCCUUGGCGCAGGACAUCCAGGACCGCUUCCCCUCCAGCCUGGAGCUGGUUUCUUAUGCAAAAAAAGUGCUCCUGAGCCUGGAGACGGCUGCGCAGCCCGGCCCUGGGGCCAGGGAGCUGCCUGGGGCAGCCUGCGGCCUCUCGGGGGACCGUCCUGCCCUGCCCUGAGGUGCCGUCCUUCCUGGCCCAGUAGCCUGCUAGAGAGCCGUGACAGCAGGACAGAGCUUCCCUCUCCUGCCUUCCUGCGCACCCACAAGACUGCUCUCUUCAAAAUCUCCACUUGCUCUGGGGCCUUCCGGAGACCCUGUGCUGGCGCCACACUCUGAACUCCGUGGAGCUAAAUAAACUUCUCUGUGUGGA